AGAAUGAAUAUUGCGAUAUCACAGCGUGUGUGUUUGUAGUCACCCCAUACAAGUUCGAAUACCGUUUUACAAUGUCACGCUAUCCACCUUGUACUCUACAUAAGCUCGAGAUAAAAAAAUGUGAAAAUAUAUUAAUCAAAGGGAUUUCUGAACAACUUCCUUAAAUGGAGUAGGGAUGGGUCUCGCCUCCCCUGCGAAUUAACUAGAGUCCUGAUUUUCUUCAUUAUCAUAAUUACAGCCUACUUAUUGCGUAAUGUGUUUAUAUAUAGGCCUACACCGGUAUAUCUUCGCCGAUAUCAUUUUGUCAAAUACAAAACUCAUUGCGUGACUCGGGUGAUUUCAUACAUUCACUACAGGAGAGGUGCUGCUAUAAGGUUUUAAAAAUGGUCUCGCAAUCCCUUUACUUUUAUCUCGCCAUCAUCAUCGUUGUUGUGCCAGCUGGAAAUGCUGACGUGACCGAUGAUGACGAGCGACUGGUUGUCCAGACUUCGACGGCUACUUUCCGCGGUAAACGAAUCGAAGUCAAUCCCUAUCUUCUACCCGACUUCCAUGGGAGUGCAGCGGCAUACACCCGCAUCCCCUAUGCUCAACCACCCGUUGACGAGUUACGCUUUCGUCGCCCCGUGCCGAUGGUCAUCGAAGGCGAGUUCGAUGCAACACGGGUUUCAGUGGCCUGUGCUCAGGCUAUUCAACCACCUUUUGUUAUAGACAUGGAAAGUUCGGAAGAUUGUCUUACUGUUGAUGUCUUUGUUCCUGAACCCAAGCCAUCGUCUGCUGCUGUAAUGGUGUGGAUCCAUGGAGGAGGAUAUAGUGUGGGAGCUGGUUCGAUCCCAGGUUCUAUACCAGUACCGUUGGCAGUCAUGAAUGACGUCAUAGUAGUUACAGUCAAUUAUCGUCUCAACAUCUUCGGUUUCAUCUCUUUGGGAGAAGAUGACGUGAGCGAAGCUAACGUAGGAAUGCUAGAUCAGCGACAGGCCUUGGUUUGGGUCCAGGAAAAUAUCGCAGCAUUCGGUGGAGAUCCCAGCAGAGUAACAAUCUUCGGAGAAAGCGCUGGUGGGAUGAGUGUAAGUUUUCACGUCCUAUCACCAAUGAGCAAAGGUCUUUUCUCAGGAGCUAUCUUUCAGAGCGGUGUAAUGACAUCUCAGUGGUCCUAUUCAACGGAGGCUGAGGGUGAAGAAACUGUUUUCUUGUAUGGACGAGCCCUGAACUGCUCUCAAGAGAAUUACAAGGAACUCAUUCAAUGUCUUCGAGAAAUUCCAGCUGAUGCUAUUGUCGCUUUCGUAGCAACGAAUCCAAUGGAAAUGUACACCAACCCACCUCGACCUGUUGUCGAUGGUGUGUUCAUACCACGUGACCCAAGAGAGAUGUACGCUGCAGGGGAGGUAAACCAAGUAACAGUCAUGACUGGAUGUCUAUCAGAAGAAGGAAACAUGUUUAUCAUGCCUCCAGAUUUGGGACUAGAGAACCCCGAGCGACCCGUCUUCAACAGGACAGCUUUUGAAGGACUCAUUUCGAUGUUUAUGAAAAACAAUGAUGAGCUAUUGAUGGAUACAGCCACCAUGGUUUACAUGAAACCUGAAGAGGUACGGUAUAGUGAUUGAUAUGACUGCGUAAUUAUGGACAGUGAGGUGUCGGCGAGUGUGUGUUGGAUGGGUGAGUGAGUUAAUGUGGGGUCGUAUACGAGUGCGUGUGUGUAUGCGCUGUACGUGACCGAGUGGUCUAAGCAGUGGCGUACCUGGCAUAUUUCGUCAGGGGGGGGGGGGGGGGGGCAAGCAACAAGGAUGAGCAUGGUGGGGGGGGGGGGGGUAGUAGGCAUGGAUGUAUAGGCACAAUUUUUUCAAGGGGGGCUGAUAAUUAUUGCCCAAAUAUCAACUUCACAGUUUUUAAUUUUCGAGCGAAGCGAGCGAACAUUUUUUUCCCAAUUAUUAUUUAGCCUUUUUACAUGAUGUGAAACGUGCAGAAAUUAUACAUUCAGUCAUAAAAUUACCAAUACAUGAGGAUAUUUGGGCACCUACACGUUUGGAUGUGUAGGUCUGGAAGUGGCACUGAAGGUGGGAAAGGUUACCCAGGGGGUGCCCAAUAAAACAGUUGGGAUUUUGCUACUACUGAUAUUUGCUAUCGGGCGAUUGCACUUUAUUGUCGAAAUUAAUUCUUUUUGGUAUAUCAUUCCAGAAAUGAUAUGUAUUGGAUCGUGAUCGAUAUAUUUCUAAUCAAGUGGUAAAUGCAAUGUUUAUAUUAAAAUACUUAUUUUAUUCCUCCUUGAAAGUGUUUACAUUAUGUUCCCAAUUCUGCUCAUUUGGAGACGUUGUAAAAGAGUUAUUUGACAGUUGUAUUCAUAUAUUGUCUUGCAUUUGUUUUAUUUCCAUAUACACAGUUUAAAAAAUGCAUCCAUUCACUCAUAAAAAAUAAAUAUGAACGUGAAAAUAUAUGCGACAGUAACACGAUAUAUCACUAGAUAUGGGGAAAAUCACUCACUGGCAGGAAUGUCAGAAGGUUGAGGGAGUUGAAAGUGGAGAAGAUAGAUAGGCGGACGAAGGGAUUGGAUACAUAGGAUAGAAAGGGGGGAUGGUAAUAACCAGAGGAAUGUGUAAGCAGGGGUAUAGCUAGGCCUUUUCCAGUGGGGGGUGGAGGACCUUGAUUACCGACAGAUAUCAGUACCGAUUACCGACGUCCGACGACCAUUACUCAUCUAUAUCCAACCCAGGGGCAGAUCCAUGAUUUUCAAGGGGGACAUUUUUGUUUUCAAGAAAAUUGACAAGCCCCACCCCCAAAAAGUCUUCACUUUCACUGGCACGUGCCUAACAAUUUAC
This is a messenger RNA of Lytechinus pictus (painted urchin), 2810 nucleotides long. RefSeq names its product acetylcholinesterase-like. NCBI's taxonomy places the organism in Eukaryota, Metazoa, Echinodermata, Echinoidea, Temnopleuroida, Toxopneustidae. The transcript is spliced from 6 exons. The coding region runs from base 384 to 1601 and encodes 405 amino acids. The record is from RefSeq and is a predicted model, not a curated record.